UGCAGAGCCCCCCAUGCAGUGUGGGGCAGUGGGGGGGCAGCAGGGAUCGUCCCCCAGCUUGGCAGCACUUGGAUGCCUCUGAGUCCUUUGAAAAACUCUUCAAUGCCACAUCUGAGCUGCACAAGGAUGACCAGGCUGUGGCAGCAACUGUCCUGCUAGCGAAGAUGGAGUCAUUCAUUGUGAGAGCAGCUUUGCAGAACCCACAGAACCUCUCCCAGAAUUUCAUGUCCCCGACCAUGGAUGUUGCUGUCCAACUCAUUACAAAUGGCUGUCUGGAAAGAAAAACAAUCGAACUGAAAGUUAAAGAGGACACCAUGAGCAUUGACUGCCAGAUGGUUGUAGGAGCCAUCACACCAGGGUCUGGAGUUGUGGCUUUCAUAGAAUAUACCGCCCUCGAAUCCUUGUUGGGAUCCACUGACAAGAGUGAGAUCAUGGUUGAUGACAACAUUGAUGACAUUCGCUUGAAUUCCGCGGUGGUUAGCGGGACUGUUGGGAAACCCAGAAACCUCUCCAAGCCUUUCAACUUCAUCUUGAAACACAAACAAGAAAAGGAAGAAGGAGUGAAGACUUUCUGUGUUUACUGGAAACAUGUAGACCAAAAAAGUAUCUGGUCUACGGAAGGUUGCACUGUUUCUUCUGUGAACAGGACACAUACCACCUGCACAUGCAACCAUCUCACCACCUUUGGCAUCUUGAUGGGUUCGACGACUGGCAAGAAUAGUUAUACCAUGAUCAUGCUCACCUACGUGGGGCUGAGCAUCUCCCUGCUGUGCCUCUUCCUGGCCAUCCUCACCUUCCUCCUGUGCCAUUCGUUGUGGUCCAUCACUACUGCCAUCCACCUGCAGCUCUGCAUCUGCCUCUUUGUAGCUGAACUGAUCUUCCUCACCAUGGUGCGUCACUUUACCAACAAGACAGUAUGUGCUAUCAUCGCUGGCUUCCUCCACUACUUCUUCCUGGCUGCCUUCACCUGGAUGUUCUUGGAGGGGCUGCAGCUCAUCCUCACCGUCAGGAACCUGAAAGUUGUAAACUACACCAGUGCCCGGAAGUUCAAGAAGCGAUACAUGUACCCAUUUGGCUAUGGGCUCCCAGCCUUGAUUGUAGCUAUUUCAGUGGCAGCCAACCCAGCAGGCUAUGGCACUUCUGAGCAUUGCUGGCUCUCAGAACAGGGAGGUUUUAUCUGGUGUUUCAUUGGACCAGUCUGUUUUAUCAUCUUGGUAAACUUAAUAUUUUUUCUUACACCCCUCUGGAUCCUGAGGGACAAGCUCUCUUCUCUCAACACAGAUGUCACCACCAUCAAAGACACCAGGUUACUGACAUUUAAAGCGAUUGCCCAGCUCUUUAUCUUGGGCUGCACUUGGAGUUUGGGUCUCUUUCAAACAAAGCAUGGAAUCAUGGAAUAUUUAUUCACCAUCAGCAGCAGCCUUCAGGGAGCCUUUAUCUUCCUGGUGCACUGUGUCCUCAAUCGCCAGGUGAGAGAGCAGUAUAAGAGAUGGUUUAGAAGGACUGGAAUAGUUGGCAACAAAUCUCAGCCUUAUGAGCUGUCUACAUCAAUGACCCCCAUCACCAUCAGGAUGGAACACAAAAAGUCAUCUGGCAAAAGUGAAGAGAAUUGUGUGUGGGAAAAAUAACAGCUUGCUCCAUUGCUAACACCAGAUGAUUGUUCCUUUGCAUGGAAGAGGAAUCUCUCAACCUCCUUGAGUCUCUGGCUGCUGCUCUGUGGCGAGGAUUGAGGGAAUACAUUUUAUUUCACCCCAGUAUUUGCCAUCUCUAUUCUCAAGACUUGGAUGAUUGUCUGAUUCUGUCCCAACUGAAGCUGACAAAAGAGUUUCUAUGAAAAAGUUUCUCUAUGAAGCUCUCAAGACUGUCUAUAGGGCUUCCCUCAACUGAGCUGGGUAAACAGAUGCUAGCUCAGCUGUUGAGACUGAUUUGCAGCUCUUCCAUGAAGCUAUAGUUCUUUGCAAACCUAGUGCGCCAUGGCUGGUAUAAGUUUUUGUUUGAGCGCGUUCAGGCUCCAGUACUGGCUAAUGGAGAAAUGGACUCCACGAUGAUGAUUUGAACACAUUCACAGCAGAAGAAAUGGCAUUUACCUUUGGGCAAAGGUGGGUGGAACAAGAAUGCAAACCUCAGCCCAAUGUGCCAGUGUCAUUAUAGGCUCGCCAACUCAUAACAACAACUGAAUGAUGACUAAAAUGCAAGCAUUUGAAACCAGCCCCUGGUGCUCAGAAGCCACUUGAUCCCCAGGGUAUGAGUGAGAAGGAAAUGUGAGGUCAUCUUCCCAUAUUUACUGUUUAAAAUGAGUAAAUUCAGUAAUUGCCAUAAACGACAUCUUAGGCAUUUCAGUAGAUGCCUCAUAUAUUUCAUUUUUUAAAGAAACAUUUCUCAGCAGAAGACAACAGAUAGUAUGGAGUAGUUAGCAAGAUUGUCAUAAGUGAUCAUCAUGUGUCCUCUUUCAAGGCUAAUAAAUGCAAUGCUAUUUGUGUUCUAAAAAGGAAAGGAAAUCCCAGGAGUGUGGUUUAUAGAAUGGUUUUUUUGGUCCUUUGUUUCCUCCUGUGCUGAGUAUUUGAUUAAAUAAUAUUGCCAGUUUGCCUGAAAUUGCUUGAAACUUGACCUGGCAUCUUUGUUAAACCUGGAGGCAUCAAUUUUCUCAGCACUGUAACAUGCUAGCUCCUAUACAACAGUGUGCUAUAUAACUGUAUAUCCUUUUUUGUUUAA
Messenger RNA from Alligator sinensis (Chinese alligator), 2712 nucleotides. RefSeq names its product adhesion G protein-coupled receptor E3-like. Lineage: Eukaryota; Metazoa; Chordata; Crocodylia; Alligatoridae. Gene Ontology annotation, molecular function: G protein-coupled receptor activity. The coding region runs from base 165 to 1628 and encodes 487 amino acids. Gene Ontology annotation, biological process: adenylate cyclase-activating G protein-coupled receptor signaling pathway; cell surface receptor signaling pathway. The transcript has 12 exons. The record is from RefSeq and is a predicted model, not a curated record. Gene Ontology annotation, cellular component: membrane.